Messenger RNA from Homarus americanus (American lobster), 3042 nucleotides. RefSeq lists its product as uncharacterized. The transcript has 5 exons. NCBI's taxonomy places the organism in Eukaryota, Metazoa, Arthropoda, Malacostraca, Decapoda, Nephropidae. The coding region runs from base 164 to 2224 and encodes 686 amino acids. The record is from RefSeq and is a predicted model, not a curated record.
CGGUUAACUUCAGCAGCAGGGAGGACGUUUUCUUUUAAAUUAAUACCAUACAUACUGUAGUCAAGACUCAUUUAAGAUUUUAUUUUUACUUUUUAAUUAAACAAUGUAAUUAAUCACCCCGGAUAACUUAUUGGGAGUGAUAAUUGUCUUUGAGAACUUGAAGAUGGAGGAUCAGAUCAUGGACUGGCUUUAUGAACAUGGUAUCAAACAUGAAUUUAAUAACUUGUGUAAUAAGAUUGAGGCAGAUUUUCAGGAUAGGAAGAGAUUCCCAAGUAUUCCACAAGCAUCCUUUCUUUUGCUGCUAAGACAUCUUCAGAUUAUCCUCUUCACCCUCACCACCACCAAAGUAAUGAAGACAUUUUAUCUUGAGGAGAUUAUAGAAGUGUUGGAAGAGGUCUUGAAAUUAAACAAGCUACACCGAUCAACUGAGUUCCAUACUUCUGUUAUUAGAUUAUAUAUAACAGCCAAAUUACUGUUGGUUGACGAUGAAGAGUUACAACCUGACAGUGUGCAGCGGCAUCUGACGUAUUCGAGUUGGGACGAUGUGAAACAACGAUUGAACUAUCAGGAUGAUAAAUACAAGUUCGAUCACGCCGAACUCUUGAUUAUUGCUCUUUGUGCCGUCGAGCAAAGAGAUUCCCCCAAGCACUUGAAUCAAGGUAUUCAUGAUGAUGCAGAGGAGUUCCUUCGUAGUCAACUCCCUUGGGUAAAGGAUAUGUUGAUGCGAGAGCUUCCUCCCACGGCGCUGCACAAGUUGAUAAAUGCAAAAGAUUUGCAAGAAAUGCUUCCCAUACCAGACAUUGUGGACUUUAAAAUUCUCUUAAGUAAUUUCGGCAAUAAUGUACCAGUAAGCGAAAGUGACUUAAUAAAGAUAGUGGAAACACUUGUGAUAGACAAAAGUAAGUAUUUAGGACAAUUGGUACAGGUAGAUGAUGUGAAAGAAGGGUCAACUACCGGUAAUGCAAACGGCAACAAAGAAGAGAAUAGUCAUAAGGACUCGGUAAUGGCCGAGCCCAAAUUAAAGACUCGGGGAAAAAAUAGAGCCACGUCACAGUUGCUAGAUAAAGUGAGUGUUCCAAGCCAGAAGAGAAAUAUUUCCCCAGCACACACAAGCAAAAAGGAUUCUCGUGACUUGGAUUGUGAAGAAAUAAGUGAAGCCGCGGUUGAUUCGCAGAGAUGUAAGGACGGACAGACGGGUCAUUUAGAUAGAAGCCAUCCAUUUAAUAGUGAGACCAGUUUAUUUAUAUUGAAGCCAGGUCAGUCCCAAUCGUUUACUUAUAAACCACAAGAGCCAAAUACUUCUCAGAGCUUAGACCUCUCACAAAAUAUUGACUCGGAAAGUUCCUCAAGUGAAAACUGUCUGGAAACAGCUGUGCUACUUUCACCAGAUUUUGAAACUUGUGAAUGCAGAGAGAGUCGGUUACAAAAUUUUAUUACAGCUACAGAGUGUAACAGUGAUGAAGACACUCCACGUUUGUAUUUAAGCUGUUCUUCACCGGAGUUGCAGUUGAUACCCAAACCUCAAGAUAACCUCCCCAAAAAAACCCACAAUAAGAAAUUUGAAGAUAAAAUAGAGAGUUUGUGUCAGGGGAAUACGGAAGAAAAGUCUGGAAAUAAUGUAGUUAGUAAGAAACCACCACAACAGGCUGUAAGUUCUCAAAAGACUGAAAUUAUUGAAAUUACAAGCAGUGACUCUUCUCUAAGGUAUUCUCCAAAUGUAAACAAUGAAUCCUCCUCACCCACUUCCACAAUUAUUUUGUCCACAACACAAGACAUAAUUUCCACAACUGACAAAAGUAAAAAAACAUCUGCAAGAAGAAGUAGCAAACACAAGCGCUUACGUUCAACUAGAAUUAAAGAAGCUGUUAACGAAAGUCACAGCAGUAAAAGUUCGUUAUCUUCUGGCCAAGAUGAGAUCCCAGGCAGGAAAAGAACCAGGGCAGUUCUUAAAAGUUUUGAAGAACAAAUUAAAAAGAAAAGGGCACGAUUGUCUUGUGAUUAUGAUGACUUUGCAUCUUCGACCAAAUCAAGAGUUAAGGCUCAAGGAAAAAAACAAAAAUCUACCGGAAAAAGACGAUCUAUAAGGUUGCAGAAGAUGAACGUCUCCGAAGAAGAUUUAGAAAGCGUGUUAUCAUCAAAACUUUCUACAAUUAAGGUUAGUUCCUCUAAUUCUGAUGAGGACGAGGCAUUCUUCACGCCAUUGAACAGCCCGGAACCAAGGUGACCUAUUCACAUACAGUAACGACCUUUGCCAAAGGGACUUAACAGUUUUGAGCGCAGGAAAUACUUGCCAGAUGGACCUUGUUGAAUAAUAUUUUUGAUGUAUUCAGACAACCAAAAUAAACACUCAGGCUGUGACAAAGGUGCCAGGUUAUAUACAGGCUGUGACAAAGGUGCCAGGGUAUAUACAGGCUGUGACAAAGGUACCAGGGUAUAUUUUUAUAGUCAAACUUUUACAGUCAGUCCUCCUCUUUUUACAGUUCCAUUUGUAUAGUCCAGUAAUUAUUGCCGUUUAUAUCCUUUACAAAGUCUGCUUUCACUCGUAAAUGCUUCGGCUUGGUUGCCUCCAUUGAUGAAGUACUGUAUUCAACUCUUAACUGACCGUAGCGACUGACAUUAUUGUAAAUUAAUUAACCCUUGUUUGUGGUACACCGUCGUUUAUGUGGGUGACGAUGUUAAUAACUUUAUCCUUAUUUUCCUCUAUUUUAUACCUGUACAGCGAUACUAAUUAAGUUAUAUAAAAUAAAUGGAUUCAUAGGUAAUGUGAGAAAAUUGCCUCAUAGAUGAAUAUUUUAAAUUUCUUUGAGUCUUUUGCUUCAUGAAUCUUGGUGGUUCACUGUUUGGGAUCAUUGUUGGUGUGUGGCUGCCCAGGUAUGUUGAGUCACUUAGCCGGGAGCUACUCGUAAGUUUUUGUGCGUGUGGCAAGUCAUUACCGUGUGGCUUAUGUGUCGCCCUACCCCACUGCCAGCCUGUAACUAGGCCUAUGAACUGUGUUGAUAAACCAUUGUUGUAAAUUACUCAAUAUAUGUAUACAUGUUUUAA